UGCAAGCUUGACUUCAUUUGAGAACUGCUAACCAAGCAGGUGCAAGGACCUGCAACAUGUCACGAAUAUACCAGCAGGGGGCUCUCUUCAUUCAGAUUGUACUGCUCUUCUCCGGCACUUAUUGCCAAUACAAUUUACAGCCAAACAGAGACAACUGUUGCAUUUUAGAUGAACGAUUUGGGGAAUACUGUCCAACUACAUGUGGAGUCUCAGACUUCUUAGGCAGAUAUCAGUCAGAGGUUGACACAGAACUGCAAUACCUCGAAGGACUGCUAGGCAGAAUCAAUAAUGAUACCUCAGACACAACGGUAAUCGUAGAGGACAUACGGCUAAUUGGGAGGAGGCCGGCAACAUCUCCACAAACCACUGAAAACCCAACUCAGAAAUCCAGAAAUAUGUUGGAUGAUAUUUCAAGAUAUGAACAGACAGUUGUGCAGAAUGAACAGAGCAUACAAUACCUGCAAGAUUUACUAACUACCAACACAGAAAAAAUUGCCCUAUUAAAACAGAAGAUUGGAAGCUUGGAAGUACAAUGCCAACAGCCAUGCAAAGAAAGCGUUCAAAUCCAGGAAAUAACAGGAAAAGAUUGUCAAGAUGUUGCAAACAAAGGUGCACGUGUCAGUGGUCUCUACUACAUCAAGCCUCUUAAAGCCAAACAACAAUUCCUUGUUUAUUGUGAAAUUGAUUCAUCUGGCUUAGGAUGGACUGUUAUACAAAGGAGGCUUGAUGGUAGUGUGGACUUCAACAAGAACUGGAACCAGUACAAAGAAGGAUUUGGAUACUUGUCUCCAACAGACACAACAGAGUUUUGGUUGGGAAAUGAGAAGACACACCUUCUAAGUACACAGAGUACAAUUCCAUAUGUUCUCCGGAUAGAGUUGGAAGACUGGAGUGGUCAGACAAGCACAGCCGAUUAUGCCACGUUCAGACUGGGUGCUGAGAAGGACAAUUACAGGCUGACCUAUGCUUACUUCAUUGGUGGUGAAGCUGGAGAUGCCUUUGAUGGAUACGAUUUUGGAGAUGACCCCAGUGACAAGUUCUUUACUUCUCACAAUGGCAUGCAGUUCAGUACAUUUGACAAAGAUAAUGAUAAAUUUGAAGGAAACUGUGCUGAACAAGAUGGCUCUGGCUGGUGGAUGAACAGAUGCCAUGCUGGCCACCUUAACGGCAAAUAUUAUCAAGGUGGUACUUACAGUGAAGCUGACGCUCAACCUACUGGCUAUGACAAUGGUAUCAUUUGGGUAACAUUUCGCACUCGCUGGUAUUCAAUGAAGAAAACCUCAAUGAAAAUCAUUCCUUUUAACCGAUAUGGAACAGAUGGUGGACAGCAGUUUAUAUCUAAGGGAUCUAAGGUCGGGUCUGAAGGCCGAGGAGAUAUAUAAUAUUGUUAAACACUGACAUUUACAACACACCACCUUGACUUUGUAUCUACAGUCUAUAUGAUUCUCCAGACUUCAUGUUUUUCAGUUAACUAUGUUUACAAUAAAAUACCCAAAGUAUGUGAAGAUAUGCUUCAUUUUGACACAACUGUGUGGAUUAAGUCAUGGAAAAUUCAGACAAGUUUAAUGUAAAAUAUUGUAUGUUUGUGUUUGAGACAAAACCACUAAGAAAAAUCCAUACACAUUGGCAUUUAUUUAAAAAUGUAUUUCCCUUCAAGCAUUUUAGAUACUAUAUCAAUAAAUGGAGUACAACCUCUUUAUUUACAACA
Messenger RNA from Rana temporaria (common frog), 1708 nucleotides. RefSeq names its product fibrinogen gamma chain (gene FGG). Gene Ontology annotation, molecular function: signaling receptor binding. Bases 57 to 1382 code for a protein of 441 amino acids. NCBI's taxonomy places the organism in Eukaryota, Metazoa, Chordata, Amphibia, Anura, Ranidae. Gene Ontology annotation, cellular component: fibrinogen complex. Gene Ontology annotation, biological process: protein polymerization; blood coagulation; platelet activation. The transcript is spliced from 9 exons. The record is from RefSeq and is a predicted model, not a curated record.